UCGACCGAGUCAGUUGCCACCAUGGAGCCUCUAUGGCGGCGCGGUUUUCUGUUUUCUCUGCUGUUCCUUGGAUUGUUGUCCGGUGCAGUUCCCGAUGACAUAGGUGGAUCCUUCUAUCACAACCACACUAUCCGUCUGUCGGGAAGUCCGUACAACGUCACAAAUGACAUCAUCGUCGGCGAGUCGGCAACCCUGACGGUGGAGGCGGGGGUUCGGCUGCUGUUCCCGGAGGGGGUCGGCAUGACUGUGUGGGGACGGCUGAUAGCUGUGGGCACUCCUGAACAAAGAAUCAUCUUCGACCGGAAGUGGAACCCUCCCGACGACCAAGCUAACAACGUGACACGUGACCACGACAUCCGGCUGCUGGGUCCUACCGUGUUUGAAGGACGUGUUCAGGUCAAACGUGACGGGAUGUGGGGUUCUCUCUGCCUGUCAAGGGGGUCAUGGAGGAGCUCAGAAGCAACUGUGGUUUGUCGACAACUGGGGUUCGCAACCGGGCGAGUGGAGAACAAGUACCAGUUUGGCACAGGACGCAUGGCUGUGUGUGACCUGGAGUGUCUCGGCAAUGAGACCAACAUCUACGAGUGCAACCACGAUGACCUUGACUCACCACCUCAAUGUCGCCAGGGCCGAUACCGAAGAGAUCUCGGUGUGGUAUGUGAGGGAUUGAAUCACAAAGGGAACGUCUAUUGGAAAGCAAUAGACAUUCGCACAACCAAUGAAGCUAUGACGUCCAUACUAGACAAUGUAGACAUAUUCCAUGCUGGAGGAGAAAACCCAAACGCAGAGAGAGUCGCUAUUAUCAGCACGUCGGUCCCCCCUCUGCUACACAACGUCAAUAUCAAGUACUCUGGAGACGCAGCUGUCAGAGUUGAUGACUCUACUACUAGUUUUAAAAUGGCAAAUUGUGUCAUCUCAGAGAAUCAGGGAGCCGGGUUGAUAGUGAAGAAUCCUUCAGCAAACGUGACCAUUGUCUCCAGCACCUUCAGUAAGAACUCCCCAGUAGGAAUGCAGGUUACCGGAGGACCAACAAGAUCAACCCUCCAGAUCACUGUCAGCACGUUUGAACAAAACAGUGGUGCCGGCCUGAUGCUGUCUGAAGUCCCUAUGACCGUGGACAUACGUGAGUCCAACUUCAGCACAAACUCGCAUUACGGACUCAGUGUCUUCACCACAACCCUUGUCAAUCUUGUGACCGAAAGUUGUCACUUUGAUCAUAACGGUCUAGACGGUUUCCAUGCCCGAUAUCUUGGCGUGUCGGACAAUAAAAGUCACACAAUCUUGCGUAAUGGUGUGGCGAAAGGUAAUGUUGGUACUGGAUUUGAUCUGGAAAUAGAAUACGAGGAAUACCAGAAUAUCAUAUCUUCAUCGAUUUUAGAUCAAAUCACCAUAGACCAAUCAGACUUCGCCUCCAAUGAGAACGGCUCAGUCAUGAUAACCGUUGGCAACUCUUACGAGGAUCGUUUCCCGGUCGUCCAACUCACAGGCGGAGUUUUUGAAGACAACUCAGCGACGAUCAUCGAAGUUGGCGGGACUAAAGCGGAGGUUACAAUCCAGGACAGUGAGUUUAACUCAAGUCAGUGCGGCAGUAAGUCGGUCAUCCAUGUACAUGGGUAUGACAAGACUGCGAAUAUUACAGGGAAUAGGUUUGGCAGCAAUGUCUGUCGACGGGUGGUGCUAUUCAACACGACCGAUGUGUCUGCCGACGUUCUCCCUCUUGUUGUCGAAGGUAACGUGUUUGAAAACAAUGAGUAUGAACCACAGUCACUGGCCCACAUCUCGGAUCCGCUGAAUGAGUACUGCACAAUCGAAGUUGUAGUAUCAGGAGAAGAACAUACCAUCACCCGAAAUUCGUUUCUCAAUAGUCCAAAUGGUUUAGAGCUUUGCAGCAGUGAUGGUUCUCUUCCAUUGGCUAUGAAUCAGAUUGCAGCAGAAAACAAUUGGUGGGGAACAACAGAUACCAAUUCAAUAAAAGGGAAGAUAUUUGACAACAAUGAUUGGUACAGCGGAGGCUUGGUCAAGUUUUCCUCGUAUCUAGACUCGCCCUCAGGCAGUUCUAUAAGCACUGUACACACAGAAACCAUGACAGCCUCGUCUUUAGGCGGCCGUCUGAAUGGGACAUUGCACAUAACCACCUCCGAUAGCCCCGUCACCCUGACACGGGACCUCACGAUCUUACCGGGCUCUGUUCUCAGUGUCCAAGCAGGAGUUGAGUUCCGUGUACAGGAACGUGUUGGCAUCCUCAAUCUGGGGAAACUGCAGUUAGACGGACUACCAUCAAGUCCUAUAACAUUUGAUGUCACCCGUAAAAGCGUGUCGAACCGAACGAUUCCAAUUCGGUUAACGGGAGGCUCCAGCCCCGGGCAGGGGUGGCUAGAAGUGCAGUACUCCGGACAAUGGAUUCCUGUGUGCUGGGACUGGCCAUUGAAUUCAUACCUCGAGUUCGCAACGAUCGCCUGCCGGCAGUUGGGGCUUGGUUCGUACAAGUCUGCAACGUCUGGCUACGAGCCCUCCAAUCGAAAUUGGAUCACUAUCAGGUGUGAUGGAUUCGAAGACAACAUCGGAGAAUGCAGCUUACAUCAUGAAAAUAGAUGCGGAAGUGAUACGUAUAUGUACAGGCACCUGAAGUUAACUUGUGACCCCACUCCCGGCUGGGGAGGCAUUGUCUCUUUGUCGGACCAAACUUUUGAGUUACAUGACGUCAACAUUUUUCAUGUCGGACACCUGCAUCGACACAAGGCGCCUGGUCUUUCUAUGCAAGGGUCUCAAUCACCGAACGUUGUAACAAACGUCUUAAUGGAGCACCUAGCUGGGGGUCGGUCUGGAGUAGAGUACUUAGCUUUGCAACGUUCCCAACCUGAUACCCUACUGCAGGGAUUAACGUUGGUCAAUUCUGGUACCAGGGAUGGUGUUGGAAUCGAUGUUAAAAGUUUGAACUCGCUAUCGUGGUGGGAACUUGAAGCAUAUGCCGGCAGUCGAUUUGUCCCUCUGAUAAGAAUGUGCUCGUUACCGACUUCUCUUCUACUUGUGGAAGGUCAGUCAUGGUGGAUCGUAAAUGGCAUCAAGAAGAAAGCGAGGCUUCAAUGUCUUAGAACUGUAAGGGCCACAGAAGGGUAUUUCGUUCGUCUUACUGUAACAAGGAGUAGUUUCAGCAGCCCGUCAUCAAGAAAUAGCCUCACUGUUUACGAUUCAUAUGAACCAGAUGAAGCCUUCAAAGUUGGAUCAGUGGAUUACUACAACCAAGUCAGCUCUUCAGGACUCCCUCAAGUAUUCACAUCGACUAACCCCGUUAUGACGUUAUCUUUAAAAGCUUCUAGUUCACAAAAUGUGUUCUUUGUGGCAAGGUUGGAUGUAAUUGGACCGAGCAGUAACUCCACUAACCCCGUCAGUACGACAACACUUCGUAUAUCAGACUGCAGUGUAAGGAACUUUUACUAUGGGAUACAGAUAAAACAGUCGGAGUCAAACAUUCAUAUAGAAAACAGCCUAAUCUCAGCGGGCUUUGAAAACCAUCGUUAUGGCAUCUUCAUCACUUCAUCAAGCGGCGACAUCACCCUGUCCGAUGUACAUGUUGCUUAUAAUUAUUACGGGAUAACAGUCUCCAGCAUUGAUGGUACCGUAAACAUGAGCAAUAUACUGGUCCAUUCCAACAGCUAUGGGGGUUUGCUUCUGCAAAAUGUUCAUGGGUUAACUACACUAACAGACGUGACUGUGACGAAAAAUGGAUUGCUUAGUAGUUAUGUCCGCAAUGAUUAUGGAAUCAAAAUACAACACGUAAGCACUCAACACGGCUCGUACUACCUUUCGAACAUAACGUGUAGAGACAAUAACUGGUACGGUAUAGAUCUGGACCUGUCCCAUGACACACAGGUGGGAAUAUACGACAGUCACAUUGACGGAAAUAAAAGAGGAGGAAUACGUGUUAACACUGGAGCAGGCCAGUCGGAUCAACAUCCCACCGUUGGAAUACACAACAGCAAUAUCACGGGAAAUGAACGGUAUGCACUGCAGGUGACGGGCAGGCAGAGGGCAUUUGAUUUUGUAGGCAAUGCAGUAUCUGGAAACAGAUGCCCGUAUCAACCAGCUCUAAAACUGGACGGACAAGCACAAAAUCUCAGUUUUAUAUCUAAUACCGUACUUAACAACAGCGCAAGGGAAACUCUAUCACUUGCUAUGGCUAUUUUUCAGUCCCUAAUCCCUUUUGAAAUCCAAAUCGAAAUGAACAUAUUUGAAGGGAAUUUCUUUGACCCAUCACUAAGUGACAAAAAUCAGUAUAAGCAACAUACUGCCAACACGUCUUGUACCAUUGAGAUCAGCGGAUAUAAACGAAGCAUCCAAAUGCACAGGAAUAUCUUAGACAAUCCCAACAUGGACUACACCGUAUGCAGCAGGAUUCACACAGACACCCCUUAUUGGACUAUCGGGGCAAGUCACAACUGGUGGGGGACCACCGUUGAAACUGAGAUUCGAGACAAGAUUUCUGACUUUGACGACUGGGACGACCGCGCACCUGUAGAUUACUUCCCGUACCUGACAGGCCCUGACUUAUCCUCUCCACCAGCUGAUCCCUUCAGCCGGGAUGUUACCAUGACAACUGACAAUAUCGGAGGCAGACUGUACCAUCCACUGCAUCUACAAAAGGAUGGGAGUCCCUACAUUAUCAAAGCGGAUUUAACUAUAUUGACAAAUGCCUCACUUACAAUAGAUCCGGGGACUACUAUAAAGGUGUACCCAUGUAUUGGCUUAUCAAACCUUGGCUCUUUUGUUGCCCAAGGAACAAGUACAGAACCGAUCCUCUUUGAGCUUGCGGACUUGGACGUGCCCAUUCACCAACCCCAGGUCCGGCUGGUGGGAGGGCGGUACCCUUGGGAAGGCCGUGUGGAGGUGUUAUAUAACGGAGAAUGGGGAACUGUCUGUGGGAGGCUCCACUGGGACUCAAGAGACGCAGAUGUUGUUUGCCGUGAGCUUGGGUAUGGACCGUCUACAAUGUAUAAAACGUACUCCUUUGAACAAGGAUCGGGAACUAUAUGGAUUGGCUGGUCCGGCAGUAGUCCAGAAUGCAAUGGGAAUGAGAUGAGUAUAUUCAAUUGCCUUAGUGGCACACCUGGUAAUGCGUACUCGGGCUGCACACAUACUUACGAUGUUGGAAUAAGAUGCAAUAUGAACACUCCGGUGUCGCCUCGACUAAGAUGUAAAACCAAAAAGUGGGGAGGAAUUACAUCCAAUUCUGCAACCACUGCGGUCCUUACAAACGUGAAUUUCAGCAACACAGGCAAUCUGCAUGGGCGUUCACACGCAGCUAUAUCCAUCCAAGAAGCGCAGGGUGCUACAAACAUUUCUAACAUUGAAAUAUCAGAGUGUAUGGGGACUGGAAUACAGAUAGGAGGAGGCAAAUCAGCAACAACUAUCAGGAGUGUGAACAUUUCUCGUUGUAACGGAUAUGCGGGCGUCUCCCUCGGCAGGUCUGGUGUUAUUACAUCAACAAAUAUUCGCAUCACCGACAGUAUCUUUACAUCAGGGUCAUUUGAAAUCACACCACACACUUGUAUGGAUAAUUAUGGAUCGAUUAUGAGUCUAUGUGCAGAGGAGCCUGAUCUCCAUAUCAAGAAUAACAUGUGCUUUAUGGAGACAGGAAGGACCAAUUCAUGGCUUUCAUGCAAUAGACAUCUGUACGCAAGUGAGGGUAUUACGGUUGAACUCAUUAUCUCAUUCGUUCAGUUUCAAUAUUCCUAUUCGAGUCUACGGGUCUAUGCCGACAACAGACAAACGCAACAAAUUGGACAGGUCACCCGAUCGGACAACGGCAAAACAUACAUUCGGUUUGUAUCCCAGACGACAAUGAGUCUAUACUUCAGAUCUUAUUACAAUGCGGCUGACCAGAUCUUUGGAGAGGUCAUGGUCUAUAACGAGACAGGUGCUGUAGAUCGAACGUACAUUAUCGAGGACAGCAUGGUGGAGAAUACCGUCGGGACAGUUAUUAACGUCACCGCAUCAAACGGCACAAUCUUCGACAUCCAACGCAACAUGUUUCUGGGUAACCAACCUCAUACUGGUGAUAACGAGCAGGCUGUGGUCAGCAGUGUUCUGACUGACUCCUUUAUCAGUGUAAGAAACAACUAUAUGGCUAACAACUUAAUGAAAGGCCUAUCAAUCGACCUUACAAACCAGAAAGCUGGAAAUAUAACAGUUCUAGACAACCAUUUCUUCAGGACCACAGGCGAGUCUGCAAUAAUGGUGACAGGAAACAGCUACAGUACGACACAGCAACCCAUACUGGUAGACAGCAACGUCUUCUCAAGCAAUGACGUCGGUUUCUCAGAAAGUAUAGUGAAGUUUGAGAAUGUUGAUGGGCAAUUGGACAACAACGUUUUCUUUAACAACUCGGGACACCACGUUGUCAGUUGGGAAGGACGAAGCAGAACAAACAGUCGACAGAUCUGUGAGAACAAUCUAUUCUACGACAACAUCGCACUGACUCCAGGGGAGAAGUAUACCAUUGUUGUCUCGGGACGAGAUGUUCAACUGCAUGGUAAUGUUCUCACUAACCCGGCGAACGAUGCUGAGCUGGCAACGCCGGACAGGACCGGGUAUAAUUACUCCGUAAAUGCUACUCAGAACUGGUGGGGAUUUAACUCCGCGUCUGACAUAUCCUCAAGAAUCAGAGACAAGAACGACCGGCAGUACUGGGCAGAGGUACACUUUCAACCAUGGGCACACGAGAGCAUAACUGAUGGUCCCUGCCGUUUAGGAUGGACAUACAGCAAGACGUUCAGGGCCUGUUACAGGUACAUGGGCGGAGCACAGUCUUGGGACAGCUCUGUGCAAUCCUGUCAGGCUCAGUAUUCGGUGCUGUCCAAGAGGUUUGCUGGUUCAGAGCUAGAGAGAAACUUCAUCGACACCUUGCUGAUCGCACGAAACGUACACUUUGCGCCGGAUAUACCGGUCUGGAUAGACAAACAAAUACAGCAGGAGCUGGAAAACGUACCAGCGAACUGUCAAAUUUAUCUUCGAGAAUCCGGAUCCCGUGAGGCUGUUCAAGACGAAUCUUGCAACUCUUUCUUCCCCUACAUCUGCAAGCAACCUGUUGUUGAUGAAUGCCUGAACUCCUGCUCUCACCACGGACUUUGUGAAGGGCAAACCUGCAUCUGCGGACGAGGCUGGGAGGGAGAGGACUGUUCUACAUUCACCUGUAAGGACAGGAAUUUCUGUGGAGAGUUUGGCACCUGCGUAGGGCCAAAUAUCUGCAGGUGCAGGAAUGGAUGGCAGGGGCGAGCAUGCACAGUCAGCUACUGCAACAGGUUCACCAGCUGCAAGUCCUGUACAAGUGCGGUCGGUUGUGGAUGGUGCGAGAAAAGACAAAGCUGUGAAUCCGGGCUGUACGAGGGACCAGACAUAACUGGAUGUACAUCGUGGUUCUACCAUAGCUGUUUCACUGUGGGGAAAAGGGAUCGAUGCUCAAGCCAAAUAGAGGUCAUGGACUGUGAGCAAUGGCAAUGUAACCCUUCCCUCUCCACAACUACCGUGGAAUCCUGUCUAAGAUGUCAAGAUAUAGCAGGGUGCUUCAAGGACGUGGACAAAGACUAUUGCAGCGUGUGGAAUGAAGAUCGGUGUCCUAAGGGUUUCAUCCACCCACUGUACAACGACACCACGCGUAUUGAGAAGAUUCUGAUCGGCCACAACGUGAAGUACGUCCCGUCAGACGACAACAUCUUGUACCGGUGUCCUGUCCGCUUCUCCAGCUGGGGAGCCACCAUGUUUGUGAAUGAAGGGAACCUGGACAUCCGGAUCGGCCAGGUGCUGUCCAGUCCUCAGGCAAACGGUGUACUACAUAAGGUGGAACAAGUGACGAAGACUGGCGAUUACACCGUGACAGUAGCACACCCCGCCACUCUGGAGGACAUGCUGGAUUACAGUGACUUCAGCCAGGAGGUUCAGCUGGAGAUGGCUGUGGACAUGAAGAGGAAUGAGGGAGUUCCUGAACUGUCUGUGGUGGAGAGGGUGCUGAGUGGAAACGGGACACUGGAUGGAAGCGCUGUUCGUGUUAUCACGGAAGAUGUCUCUGUGUACAAGUGCAUUGGCGCCCGGGCUACGAAUGAAGGAGAAGGCAGCUACCACCUGCUGAUGAGAGACAUCCCUGAUCAAGUAUCAGUUGGUGACGUCAUUGUCAGUAACCACAGCAACGGAAUAUUGGAGCAGGUUAUCCAGCAAACAACGACACCUCAAGGAGUUUUCAUACAGACCCGGCUGCAGGACUGCUUUAGAAUGUUUGCCUUCCGGGAGGAACUGAGGACAGCGGACGGGACAACCCUUCCCGCCUCCCUGCCGUGUUCGGGCGGACCGGACGGGGCACACGGGCUGCUCAUCGUAGACUCUGCCGGACAGGAAGUGGACCUGGAGAUUGGCGAUGCCGUGGUGGGGAGAAGGAGUGGCAGGUUGCUGGCGAAAGUUCUGAGUAUCACCACUGCUCUAGAGCAAACGUUAGUGGAAGUGGAGCCUAUCCUGAGCAGGUCUACCUUGGCAAUGGCAAUGGCACCAACAAGACGACGACGACGUGAGGAUAUCACCAUAUCUCCACCUAGACAGCGUUUGGACAUCGUCAUCGAAGAUGAGUUCUCGAACGUCACAGAUAGUUAUAGUAUCAAACUAUAUACAAGUGGGGAGCUCUCAGGUGGAAUCAAGCUUUCGCUUGCAGUUUCGAGGUUAAAGUCUCAAACACCUACGCUUGAAAAGGCCGAAGCUUUUUUCGUCGGUGCAGAGCUAAAAGUAGGACUGGAAGGCUCCCUGGACGUUUCGGAGAGGGGGGUAAAUACCACAGGCGCUUUUCGGACGGAAUUGUCUCCAAGCUACGCCUCCCUGUGUGUAAACGAGAUACUGUGCAUACCUGCUAAAAUAUGGGCGGACAUUGUUACAGAGUAUCAAAUCUACGCCGAGGGUCCAGGCAGCAUAGAAAUGGCCUCCAACGUGGAAAAGCCAGAUAUUGACGGCGGUGGAAGCUGGCAGCCACAAGAAGGAAGCCAACGGUUCAAGUUUGUCCAGAACAACGAAUCCAACAGUGCAGAUAUCGAGAUAUCGUCUUUCUCUGGAACUGCAACUGAAAGUGACCAUCUCAUCAGAUUGGAGCUAAAGGCGAAACCAACAUUUUUCAUCGAGUUUCCAACAUCUGGAGAAAGUGGCAAGGAUGAAUGGACGAUACCAUUAGAUAUAUCUGAUGAAGAGGACGGUUUUGGAUACUUUAUCACAACAUCCAUUCAAUCAGAAGCUCUCCUGCGUGUAUCAGCCCAGUCAUGUUCCACCGAAUGCCCAUAUUCAGACAGACCACAGCACGUUGGGGUCGCCUCAUCGUUGGGCUAUCUGAAAGGGGCAUUCAACGUAAUAGCAGGAAACAACGAUUACUAUCAGGAUCAGAUAUGGAGACGCGAGGAGUGGAUGGAUUCCGAUCGAGAUUGUACAGCACAGCCAUCAAGUAUUUGUGCGGACUCAUGUUCAUGCCCAGAUGGAGCAACUGGGACGCCACACCCAACUAUCGAGGAUUUCUGCAUGUGCCCUUGUAACUGUACAAGUAGGAAUAUAAGCUUCACGCACCCAGACAUUUCUGGUGACGGAUGCAACUGUAAUGUGUGCCCCGAUGGAGAGUUCGAAACGGUCAAUAGUCAGGGACAUCUACACUGCCCAUGUCUAUGUCCUGACAACAGCCCAUCGGAACUGACCAGCACUGGAAAAUGUGACUGUUCCUGCACCUGCGCCGAUGGUAGCAGGGAUGUAAAGAUGAGUGAUGGUACCUGUCCGUGUAGGUGCACAUGUAACAACUGCCACGAGUCGGUUCUCGGUCCUCAAGGCUGCAUCUGUUCUGACAGCUGUCCUGACUGUGAGAAUGACGAGGAACCUGUGUGGCAAGACUGCGUCUGUAAGUGCCCACAGAAGACAGAGUGCGGGAUCCCACCUACAUGUGUGGUGGGGAGGAUGGGGCCAGACUGCAGACAGCCAGACUGCAGGCCAUGUCAAGGCUGCUCCGGGAACGGCCGAUGCACCACAUCAACAGACAGCUGUCCGUCAUAUUGUGUCUGCUCGCGUCAGUGGUUCGGCGACUGUUGCGAGCUACGCCGUCCUCGUCCCAUUGGAGGGGACCCUCAUCUUCAGACAUUAGAUGGGAUAUCAUACGACUACCAUGGCAUUGGUGAGUUCUGGGACUGCAAAAGCGUGUCCAACGACUUCGGCGUUCAAACUCGAAUGUACGCGUACGAAAGUGCUUCUCUGAUUGGAGGGAUUGCAGUCAAGGCUGGGCACAGCGUUGUCACUCUGAUGGCAGUACCGAAUGCAACGGAAAAUGUUCCAAAUAUUAGGAUUGACGGUGAACUGCACCAACUUUCUGUUGGAGAGAAAUAUCUUCUGAACAAUGGGACAAUACAUCUGCUCGCCCAGAAACCAUCUACAAAUGCUACGGAGUCAGGGGCUGUUAUCAUCAUAUCUGUUACGUUUGCUUCAGGAGCAACUGUGUCAUUUGAUGUUCGGUACUCACCAAAGAUGGGCCGGCAGUUUGUGAACAUUCUGUUCAGCCCCACUGCCACGUUCAAGGGUAACACGGAGGGGCUGUGUGGGCUCAUGGAUGACGAUGAUGCCAAUGACUUCACUGGUCCAGACGGUGCAGUCUACAACGACUCUUCUGUAUUUGCUGAAACCUGGCGAAUCAACAACACCCACCACGGCUCCGGUCUGAUCGGGUCCUGGUCCUGGAACUCUUCGAAUUUCCAUCCUGAUGAUGUCAUGGAUUCUGCUUAUUCUGACCCGGCACACCGCCCUUCUGUGGGCAUAGAUGGCCUGACACAAGAGCAAAAGGAAAAAGCUGAAGAGAUGUGCAUCGCCCUCGGAUUGACUGGCACUCUUUUGAAUGAAUGCAUCUUUGACGUGUCAAUCACCAACGACACAACAUUUACUGAACAGGAAGUUUUCAAAGGUUGCCCAAACCAGUGUUCCGGUAGGGGUCGCUGUGUAAACGGAACCUGUGACUGCAUAACGGGCUGGUCUGGUGAAGACUGUAACCUUGGAAACUGCACAGACUGCUCCGAGGAUCACGGCAGGUGUGAGCUGGGGUUCUGUAGGUGUGAGCCCGGAUGGGAGGGAGCAGCCUGUGACCAACAAGCGACAUGUUAUGCUGUACAAAACUGCACCAGCAUAGAUCAUGGGAUCUGCAUAGCGACAGAUGUCUGCAGCUGUAAACCAGGCUACAUCGGUGAAGACUGUAGCAAGGUGCCCACAUGCGGAAACGUUGCUAACUGCUCAGACCAUGGAAUUUGUGUGGACUUCGACACCUGUUUGUGUGAUGAGCAGUGGACAGGCGACAAGUGUGACCAGUUCUCGUGUGCAGCAUUGGAUCACUGCUCUGGGCACGGCCACUGUGUGGACAUAGACGUCUGCUACUGUGAGCAGGGCUGGACGGGUAGCUCCUGUGUCACACCGGACUGUCCUGCAGUCAACCAGUGCUCCCGCCAAGGAGACUGUAUCGGUCCGAACGUUUGCCAGUGUUACAGCGGAUAUCAAGGUCUGAACUGCGCCCAAGCCCAAAGCUGCCCUGAGUUGCAAGAAUGCAAUGAAAAUGGGGCUUGUGUCAUCAGUUCUGAAGGGCAAAAGGAAUGCCACUGCUUUUCAGGGUUCAGUGGUGCCAGUUGUGAUCAGCCCGACUGCGCUGAACAGAAUAACUGCACUGACCAUGGCAGCUGCAUAGAGCCCAACCUGUGUCAAUGUGACAGUGGGUAUACCGGAUAUGACUGUGCUAAUUUCUCUUGUGAAGCACUGAGGUACUGUUCUGGCCACGGAAGCUGUGUGAGCUUCGACACGUGCAGCUGUGCUCCUGGCUGGUCAGGCAGUUCCUGUAACAUUGCAAACUGCAGCAGCAAGAGUGACUGCUCCAGCCAAGGCACCUGUGUCGCCCCAAACGCAUGCGAAUGCUUCCCUGGGUUCCAAGGGGAGGACUGCAGUGAAGAGAACUUGCCAAAUGAGAACCCGCCCAUAUUCCAGCAGGACAGAUACGAUGCCAUUAUUGCCGAAAACCAGCCCAUUGCCUCGCCGAUACUCACAGUUUUUGCAAAUGACACUGACAGUGGACGUAACGGUGAGGUCAGGUACAGGCUUGUCCAAACAGGUUUGGAUGAUGAAAACUUUGCAGUGCAUCUUACUUUGGGUGUCAUAACUUCAGUCGUUGAGUUUGACCUGGAAUCGUUGGAGCGCACUUCGUUCAGUAUCAUCGUUGAAGCAUUUGACCAGGGGGUACCGACACUUACGGGGACAGCAACGAUAACGAUAAACAUAACAGACCAGAAUGACAACAAACCAGUCAUCAACAUUCCUCCUGACACUGAGUAUAACCUUCAAACCACCUCCCCCAUUGGCUUUCAUGUUACCACUAUCCAAGCUUCUGAUGCCGACAGGUCCGACGAUAACUCCAAAAUCACCUACGGGAUUGCAAGUCUCAGCCCCUUUGUUUCCAUAGAUGCUACAAAUGGUAGUGUAACCAUUAGAAGUGCCUUGGAAAGUGGUACCUACGUGGUCAGGGUCAGUGCAUCAGACCACGGUUCACCACCAAAAACAGAUGAAGUCAGUCUCCGUAUGAUCGUGACCAAAGUAAGCACCAACACAGCCCCACAGUGCCCAGAAGAUCAACGUCUUGAGAUUGCUUCUCACAAUCUUACAAGAGGGUCGACUAUCAUCACCAUAGAGGCAGAAGAUCUUGACAAUGGUCCAAACGGUGAAGUUUCCUACAGUUUUAAGUCCAAAACAGGAGAGCUGGCAAACCUCUUCAGCAUCAACCCUUCAACUGGUUGGAUCUACGUUAUGAGUGAAGUACCACAGUUUAAUGACAAUUCCUCAGUUGUUUCCAUGACAGUUGAAGUCAGAGACAACGCUGUAGAUUCCAUGUCCUGUGAAACAAAUGUCAUUGUAGUAAUAACUUUCCCUGAGUCUCCAACACAGCCAGACAAAACAGAAAGAGCGAGCACAACCGAAGAGUAUGAAAUAACGACACUCUCUGAAAGGUCUACUACUGGUCCUACAGCACAGCAAGAUACUACAACAGAGGAAGUUGAGAGCUCUGCCACAGUCCCUACAACAGAAAGAGCGACCACAACCGAAGAGUAUGAAAUAACAACACCUUUCAAAAGCUCUACCAUCAGUUCCACAACACAGUCAGAUACUACAACAGAGGAAACUGGGCGCUCCACCACCCUCCCUGCAACGGAAAGAACGACCACAACCGAAGAGUAUGAAAUAACAACACCUUUCAAAAGCUCUACCAUCAGUUCUACAACACAACAAGAUACUACAACAGAGGAAACUCAGCGCUCUACCACAGUCCCUACAACAGAAAGAGCAACCACAACCGAAGAGUAUGAAACACCUUUCAAAAGCUCUACCAUCAGUUCUACAACACAGCCAGAUACUACAACAGAGGAAGCUGAGAGCUCUACUGGCCUCCAUACAACAGAAAGAGCGACCACAAGUACCACCGGUUCUACAACAAAGUCAGACGCUACAACUGAGGAAACCGAAAGCUUUACCACCAUUCCUACAACUGAAAAGAGUGAAGGAAACACUGCAUCAACUAAAACUACCGACGACCUUCCGAUGGCACGUUCGUUCAGAGGUGUCAUGAAGGUUGUGAAUCGUGAUUGGAGGGAUGAACUGCAUAAUCAAGCAUCUGAUGAGUUCAAGACUUUGGCUGCAGAAGUCCAGGAAAACCUGGAUGCUGCCUUCAUCAAUAGCAGCCUUGGGAAUACAUACCACUCUGUUGAUGUCACCGGCUUUUCUCCCGGAAGCAUCAAUGUAAACUUCAUGGUUCAUUUCAACUCAACCACACCCAUUGCCAGUGAUCAAGUCCUGGAUGUGUUGGCAGGGAAGACAAACAUUGGUGAUCUGCAGAUAGAUCCCACAGUCACCAGCAUCACAGAGGUGAACAAGGCUAGAGAUGAGAAUAAUGUUGCAUGGUACAGCAACCCAGUUUACAUCUUACUCGUCUGUGUUGGUGCUGCAGUCGUCAUCACAUCUAUUGUGGUGCUGGUGAUCUGCUGCACUGCAAAGAGGCAUAGUCGCAAGAACGCAGUGGCUAGUCAAAAUCAGUGGCUUUCUGAAAAUGCAAAACGCCUGGCUCAACAGAGCAUGCUGAUUCCACGAGCGAGGAUCUCACAAGAGCCUGGGGGACAGACGUACCAGAACCCAGUGUACAAUGUCAACGAUUGAGAAGGAAGAUGUACAAAAUUAUUAAUGUUUGACCAAUGCUUCAGAAAACUAGUAACUCAUAGUGCAUUUAUUCCUGGAUUGCCUUAAUUUGUUAACUAAAUAUAUUAACCAGUGUAUAAAAGGGAUUAGGAAUAUAGUAUUUGUUGGAUGCUGUGUUUGUUUGCAAUCGUUAGUCAUACUAUUCUAGAAAAUAUUAUACGGUUUAAGUGGGAACUUGAAAGUUAUUUGUUGUGAAGGACAUUUAAGGUGUACAUGUACAAAUGUACUUGUGUACUGAUACAAAUGUAACAGCUAGGCAAUAUAGAUAGUAGUUGUUUUGUUUUUUGGAGAUACUCUUUUGUUUUACAUUUAAUAGUAAGCUUUUUUAUUGACAUUCUAUGAUGAAGGUUACAGUUUUUGUAUCAAUUGACAAAAUGUUACUGUAUGAUAUAUAGCGGCAUGUGCAGCACGUUGAUUUAUGUCCAAAGACUAAAAGAAUUUACAAAUUUUGCUUGCGUAACUGUUAGUACCUGGAUGUCUAACCUUCAUCAACAUACUGUAUAUGCUGUAUGUAAGUAUAGAGUAUGUAUUACUAGUAAUACAUAAUCUGGACAACAAUAACAUUGGGAGUAUGGGAGCCCCAGUAAACUAACUACAUGUAUGAUACUCAGGCUAAGGAAAUUUAUCAUGUGUUUCAAUAUAACAUAACAACCUUGAUUGGUAAAUGGCUUGUGGUUAUCACUUAUAAAUCAUUUGAACAAAUAAACAACAUUGAGUAAA
This is a messenger RNA of Branchiostoma floridae (Florida lancelet), 14985 nucleotides long. RefSeq lists its product as uncharacterized. The transcript has 42 exons. Gene Ontology annotation, cellular component: plasma membrane. The record is from RefSeq and is a predicted model, not a curated record. Gene Ontology annotation, molecular function: calcium ion binding. The coding region runs from base 22 to 14226 and encodes 4734 amino acids. Gene Ontology annotation, biological process: homophilic cell-cell adhesion. Lineage: Eukaryota; Metazoa; Chordata; Leptocardii; Amphioxiformes; Branchiostomatidae.